This is a messenger RNA of Eptesicus fuscus (big brown bat), 2316 nucleotides long. It is a transcript of the gene ANO9, whose product is annotated as anoctamin 9. The coding region runs from base 1 to 2316 and encodes 771 amino acids. Gene Ontology annotation, molecular function: chloride channel activity. The record is from RefSeq and is a predicted model, not a curated record. Gene Ontology annotation, cellular component: plasma membrane. The transcript has 23 exons. Gene Ontology annotation, biological process: chloride transmembrane transport. NCBI's taxonomy places the organism in Eukaryota, Metazoa, Chordata, Mammalia, Chiroptera, Vespertilionidae.
AUGCAGGGUGAAGAGAGAUUGCAGAUGGUGGUGGGGAUGGAAGGGGACAGCUACCCGCUGAUGGACAUGGCCGCUCCUGAGCCCGACCGCCCCGACCAGACCCUGACGGACUACGUCCUGGUGGCCGAUUACCGCACCCAGAGGAACCCCAGUCAGGUCCACCGGCAGCGGCAGUUCCUGAAGGGCCUGCAGGGCAAGGGCUUCCAGUUCAAGGUGAAGGAGGACCAGGAGAAGGUGUUCUUUGGGAUCAGAGCGGACAGCAGGAUCUUCGGCCUGUACCGCACGCUCCUCAUGGAGCCCGAGGGCCCGGCCCCCAGAGUGGAGUCAGCGCGGCCGCCCCCGAUCCCGGACACCACCAGAAUCCGGAUCGUCAACUUCAUCCUGAACUGCAGGACGGCAGCUGGCGACACAUUCCAGGAUUUGGUGAAGGACGGGGUGUUUGAGACCCGGUUUCCGCUGCACAAGGGGGAGGAGCCCCUGAAGAGGAACUGGGCCCGCUGGAGAAACAUGUUCCGAGAGCAGCCCAUCGACGACAUCAGGAACUACUUUGGUGAGAAGGUGGCCCUGUACUUCGCCUGGCUCGGCUGGUACACCUACAUGCUGGUCCCUGCGGCCUUGGUCGGCCUCAUUGUCUUCCUGAGCGGCUUCUCGCUGUUCAAUGCCAGCCAGAUCAGCAAAGAGAUCUGUGAGGCCCACGACAUCUUCAUGUGCCCACGCGGCGACCACGGCCGCAGGUACCAGCGCCUCUCGGACACGUGCACCUUCGCCAAGCUCACCCACCUCUUCGACAACGAGGGCACGGUCAUCUUCGCCAUCUUCAUGGCCCUGUGGGCCACGGUGUUCCUGGAGUUCUGGAAGCGGCAGCGGGCCCGCGUCGUGCUGCACUGGGACCUGUACGGGUGGGACGAGGACCAGGAGGAGGUGGCGCUGGAGCUCAUUAACUGCCCGGACUACAAGCUGCAGCGGCACCAGCACUCCUACCUGAAGAGCACCAUCAUCCUCGUCCUGUCCCUGCUCAUGAUCUGCCUCAUGAUCGGCAUGGCUCACGUCCUGGUGGUCUACCGCGUGGCGGCCGCCGCCGUCUUCAGCAGCUCGGCCCUGCCCUUCCUGGAGGAGCAGGUGACCACGGCCGUGGUGGUGUCCGGGGCCCUGGUGCACUACGUGACCAUCCUCAUCAUGACCAAGAUCAACAAGUACGUGGCCCUGAAGCUCUGUGACUACGAGAAGUCCAGGACCUUCUCGGAGCGAGAGAGCAAGUUCACGGUGAAGUUCUUCACUCUGCAGUUCUUCGCGCACUUCUCCUCGCUCGUCUACAUCGCCUUCAUCCUGGGCAGGAUCAACGGUCACCCCGGGAACUCAGUGCGCCUGGCGGGCUUGUGGAAGCUGGAGGAGUGCCACCUCAGCGGCUGCAUGAUGGACCUGUUCGUGCAAAUGGCCAUCAUCAUGGGUCUGAAGCAGACGCUCAGCAACUGCAUGGAGUACCUGAGCCCGUGGCUGGCCCACAAGUACCGCUCCAUGCGGGGCAGUGAGGCCCGGGACCCCGAGCUGAGGGACUGGCAGCGCAACUACCGCCUGAACCGCGUCAACACCUUCAGCCUGUUUGACGAGUUCAUGGAAAUGAUGAUCCAGUACGGCUUCACCACCAUCUUCGUGGCCGCCUUCCCGCUGGCCCCGCUGCUCGCGCUCUUCAGCAACCUCGUGGAGAUCCGCCUGGACGCCAUCAAGAUGGUCCGGCUGCGGCGGCGCCUGGUGCCACGCAAGGCCAAGGACAUCGGGACCUGGCUGCAGGUGCUGGAGACCAUCGGCGUGCUGGCGGUCAUCGCCAACGGGAUGGUCAUCGCCUUCACGUCCGAGUUCAUCCCCAGAGUGGUCUACAAGUACCGCUACGGCCCGUGCCGCCAGGGCGCCCACCCUUCAGCCGACUGCCUCACGGGCUACAUCAACCACAGUCUGUCCGUGUUCCACACCAAGGACUUCCGGGACCCGGCCAGGAUAAAGGGCCCAGGGAACAUCACUGAAUGCAGGUACCGGGACUACCGCAACGCUCAGGACUACAACUUCUCGGAACAGUUCUGGAUCCUCCUGGCCAUCCGCCUGGCCUUCCUCAUCCUCUUCGAGCACGUGGCCCUGUGCAUCAAGCUCGUGGCGGCCUGGUUCGUGCCGGACGUGCCGCAGUCGGUGAAGAACAGGGUCUUGGAGGAGAAGUUCGAGGAGCUCCGGGACAAGAUGUGGGGCGGCGGGCCGAGGUGGGGGCCGGGCCUGGGCCCCGGGGCCACUCCCGCCUCCAGCUCCAGCCUCAAGAGCACAGACGUGUAA